AAACAAAACGAAAAUGAGUCGAUCUGGAGCAGAAAUUCAUCGAAGUGAAAACCAGUCAAAAGUAGUAAAUGAUCGUAUUACACACAUUGAGGAACACCUUGGUCAACUAUGCGAUAUUGCUUCAUCAUACACACGUAAAACUGCAAGACUUCGAGACAAAGGUGAUUUAAUGGCUAAAGAGUUAAUGCAGUUCUCUGAGUUUGAAAAAUGGAAUCCCACCCUGAGCAUUGGCAUGUCCAAAUUUGCAGAAAGUCUAUCAGCUGUGCAAGACUAUCGAGAAGCAGAAGUGAAAAGGCUAGAAGGGAAGAUAAUCACACCACUAAUGAAUUAUGGUUUGCUUUGUAAACAAACAAAGAAUGAUAUAAAAUCAUCAUUUGCUGCCAUUGAUUUAGAAAUCAGCCAAAAGAAAAAGCUUGACAUGACCAGGAGUAAACACCCAUCAGACAGACAAAAGAUAACCGCUAAUAUUAACUAG
Physella acuta is the source of this 475-nucleotide messenger RNA. Its product is annotated as CBY1-interacting BAR domain-containing protein 1-A. Gene Ontology annotation, cellular component: ciliary basal body; ciliary transition zone. NCBI's taxonomy places the organism in Eukaryota, Metazoa, Mollusca, Gastropoda, Physidae. Gene Ontology annotation, biological process: cilium assembly. The record is from RefSeq and is a predicted model, not a curated record.